AUGACUAACAUUAAUAAUUUCAUUAUCCAUAAUAUUAGCAGUAGUAAUAAUAGUAAUAGUAAUAAUAAUAAGAAUGCUAAUAAUAAAUCAAUUAUACUUGAACAACCAAAUUUAUUAUUAUAUCCAAAACCAACAUCAACACCAUCAACUCCAAUAACAGCUAUUCAUAAUAAAAGACCAUUUAUACAACAAAAUAAUAAAUCUUUUGCAGAAUUAUUACAAGAAAUAUUUUCAACACUUCAAUACAAUCAACUGAAAUUAUUAUGUUCUGAAACACCAAUUUCGCCAUAUGAUUUAUCGGUUUGGGAAUCAAUACUAAUGAAUGAGAAAUUUUUCACUACUAAUACUGGACAAGAUGCUUAUGAUGUUGAAAUAGCAACUGUAACAAACAAUAACUUGAAAACUGGGAAUUUCAAUACAUUAUUACAACAUUCGUUGAAUCAAAUAAGUCAUAUUUUGUCAUCGGAAUUUACAGGUGAUAUUCCUUUUGAAGCUUAUAAUUCUUUAUUUCUUGUGAGAAUAUUUACAAAACAUUUCGCUGGUAACAUGACCUGUAAUGAGAUACAUAAACAAUUUGAAGAAUCUCAACUCGAUAACAAUAGUAAUGAAAAACCAGAUUUUUCAAAAUAUCAGAAACUUGUUAUUGACCCUGAAAUUAUGAAAGAUUCAAGACUUAAAGCUGAACAAUUGAUUGAUGCAUUAUUAAAAGUUAUAACGAAUUUGGAUCCUAUAUCGAAUUUAUCAAGUUAUGAAUAUUAUCAAGAAACUUUAAAUACAUUUCUUGUUUUAUUAUCUACCCAAAUUCAUCAACCUUAUGUAGUAUAUAAUGCAUAUUCAUAUCUAUUCCCUAGUAGAUCAUCAGCAGCUUUACCAACAGAUCCUUCUCCAAUAGCUGAAAGAAGUCUGCUUAUUUUAUUAUUGUUGGCUUCUCAAUCAAGAAUAUUGAAAGAUGGCUCAAUAAAUAAAUUUCGUGAAGCUAUUAAAUCGCUUAAAGAUGUACAAGGGUCAGAAAAUACAAAUACAAUGAACAUAUCGUUUCGAUCUUUAUAUAAAUUGAUAUGUCGGCAAUUACUUCAAAUCUUAAGAUUAUUAUAUGAUGGAAUAGAGGGUCAAACCAAUUAUUCACAAAUGUACAUCUUAUUAACAAUUUUAUUAUUGUUAAGUCAAGAUGAGAUUUUCAAUGAAAAUAUUCAAAAGAUUCCCUGGUUUACUGAACGAUUAAUGAAAUCGAUAUCUUUAGCUGGUUUAACUUAUUUGGAUGUAUAUUUCCACACUAGUAGUUUGGCAAUUUUGGCAAAUAUCGGGAAUAGCAUGAAAGAUAUGCAUCUGUAUGUUGCUCAAAGACUUGCAAAUUUGUUUGAAAUUGUUUCCAAAAAAUAUUUAAAACUUUUAAAUAAACUUAACCAAAAACAACCAAACGAUCAAAUGGAUGUUGUAAUAAAUUAUUUCCAAACAAGAAUUUCUGAAGUUAAUUUAAGAUCGCCAUCAGCUGAAGAAAUUUCUGAGGUGAUUGUAACCUCGGCAAGAACUUGGUCAGCUAGUAGACUUAAAGAAUUCCCAGAAUUGAAAUUUAAAUAUGGAGAAGAGCUUGAAUCACAAGAAUUUUUUUGUCCGUAUGUUUGGUCACUUGUCUAUCAACAUACUUGGAUAUAUUGGGAUGAGGAUAAAGUACACAUAAUAAAUAAUUAUUUUAUGGUUAGUAGUAGCGAUG
Molecule: messenger RNA, 1711 nt
Organism: Entrophospora candida
Lineage: Eukaryota; Fungi; Glomeromycota; Glomeromycetes; Entrophosporales; Entrophosporaceae
Source: the annotation of a GenBank genome assembly